Messenger RNA from Impatiens glandulifera, 3294 nucleotides. RefSeq names its product protein HUA2-LIKE 1-like. Gene Ontology annotation, biological process: regulation of transcription by RNA polymerase II. Gene Ontology annotation, cellular component: nucleus. Lineage: Eukaryota; Viridiplantae; Streptophyta; Magnoliopsida; Ericales; Balsaminaceae. The coding region runs from base 1 to 3294 and encodes 1097 amino acids. Gene Ontology annotation, molecular function: double-stranded DNA binding; transcription coregulator activity. The transcript has 10 exons. The record is from RefSeq and is a predicted model, not a curated record.
AUGGUUGUGGAGAGUAUGGAUCCUGGUCGGAAAAGGAGUGUUACAGGAGGAAAUGAGCUCAGUUUUGGUGAUCUUGUUCUUGCUAAGAUUAAGGGUUACCCGAGUUGGCCUGCAAAGAUUACCAAGGCUGAGGACUGGGGUGUACAACCUAAUCCAAAUAAGUACUGUGUUCAUUUCUUUGGCACAGGGGAAAUAGCUUUUGUUGAUCCAGAAGGGGUAACAAAAUUUGUUGGUGAGAAAUUGGAGAAUGGUUCUAGAACAUGUUUGGGUAAUAAACCAAUUAGAACAGUAUUUGCAACAGCUGUGGAUGAAAUUAGUGCUGCUUUCGAAGAGUUAGAGAAGAACAAACUGGCGGGUGGCCAUGCAGAAAAUCCUGUGGUUAUAGCAUCUUCAGAUUCGGAAGUCUCAUAUAAUGAUGCGCUGGAAAAUGACCCCCAAGUGCACAUGUCAAUGACUGAAAACGAUAAUGGGAAUUUUCCUCAAGGUCCUUCUCCUGAUUCCCAAAAUAGAGAAGACAAUGAAAAUUUCCCUCAAGUUCCUUCUCCUAAUUCACGGAAUAGAGCUGCAGACGAUGUUCAAUUGGAGGAUCGUGUAGAAAAUCCUUGCAAUGCUGAAAAAAUGGUCUUGAAUGAAGAAUCUCACCCGGUUGAGAAAAGAUCUAAAGGAAAGGGGAAAAGAGUCUUAAAUGGAGAGUCUUCAAAACCUGUUGCAAAAAGAUAUAAAAGAAGAGGUAAAGGAAAAGAGUGUACAACAGAAAAAGUGGUCUCAGGCGAAGAGACUUCUUGCCCUCCUGCAAAAAUAUAUAGAAAGAGAGGAAGAAAGAAAGACUAUCUUAGGUUCGUCAUUAAGAGAGGGCAACGAUCCAAAAGAAAUAGCUCGAACAAAUAUGCAUCACAAUUGAAGCCAAUUAAUACAAAUCAAGAUGUGGUUGUUGAAUGCAAUGAAGAAGAAGAGGCGAGAACUUCAAUUAAUACAAUUCAAGAUGUGGUUGAUGAAUGCAAUGAAGGAAAGGAGAGGAGAACUCCAGUUAAUACAAUUCAAGAUGUAAUUGAUGACUGCAAUGAAGAAGAGGAGGCGAGAAUUCCAGUUAUAAGUGAAGAGUCUUCAACUAAAACCUACACUUUUAUUCACCCAUAUUUCAAGCCUAGAAAAAAUGCAGUAAGAAGUAAGGUGAUUCCUGUUUGUGAUUCAACUGCAACUGAAAAUACUCUUUUAGAGGAGUCUGCAGAACAAGGGCGAGAGGUAAUAUCUUUUUCUGACAAUCCGGGUGAAAAGAUAUCAAACAUGAACAUGGGACUUGAUCCACCUGUUCUAUGCGGCAGUUCUGAAAAAACAGAUGCACCUGUUCCACAUGUUUUAUGCACAAGUUCUGAAAAGGUAGAUGCAGUGAUGGAGGAGGAGCAGGAUUUGCCUUCUUCCAAAGAAAGGGUAGAAGUAGUUGCUGUCGUAAACCUAAAAGAUCUAAUAGCGGCAGCUAAGGAUAAAUUACGAGAAUCUCGCACACCGAAAAAUGUCAUAGCUACAAAGAGCCCUAGCUAUAGCCCUAACCCUGAGCCUAUCCGAAGCCCUAGCCUUAACUAUAGCCUUAACCCUGAGCCUAACCGAAGCCCUAGCCUUAACUAUAGCCCUAACUCUGAGCCUAACCGAAGCCCUAGCCCUAGCUAUAGCCCUAGCCCUAACUUGGAGCCUAAUCGAAGCCCUAGCUAUAGCCCUAGUCCUAACUUGGAGCCUAAUCGAAGCCCUAGCCUUAACUAUAGCCCUAACCCUGAGUCUGAGCCUAACCGAAGCCCUAGCCCUAGCUAUAGCCCUAGCCCUAACCUUGAUCCUGACCCUAACCGAAGCCCUAGCCUUAACUAUAGCCCUAACCCAUGCUCCAGCUAUAAUAACCCUAGCCCUAGCUAUAGCCCUAGCCCGAUUCUAGAAAAGGAUGAGCACCUUCAAGUGAGAAGUGUCAGCUCUGGAACCAAGGAUGAUAGGGGUUCAGUUAAAAAGGGGGCUAAAGAUGCAACUGUAUAUCGUGAUUCUUUCGAGGAAAUGAUAGAAACGCUGACCAGAGCUAAAGAGAGUAUAGGAAAAGCAACUCAUCUUGCACUAACUUGUGCAAAAUACGGGGUUGCUAGGGAGAUAAUUGAGCUUAUAAUCCGGAAGAUGGAAAAUGAGAGUUGUAAUCAUCGGAAGGUGGACCUCUUCUUUUUGGUGGAUUCAAUUACCCAGUGUUCUCAUACCCAAAAAGGUAGAGAGAAACUAAAACAGCAUUAUGUUACCAGGAUUGCAAUGGAGUGCUAUAUCCCAGCGGUUCAAGACUCACUGCACAGAAUUCUGAAAGCUGCUGCCCCAGCUGGAAAAAAGAGUAAGGAUAACCGCAGUAAGUGUGUAAAGGUGUUUGGAUUGUGGCUACAGAGGAAUAUCUUCCCUCCAGCCUUCCUUUUGCAUUUCAUCAAUGCAAUGAUAGUCUCUACUGAUGAUGUCCCCGCUCCUCCUACGCGGGUAGUAAGAACUAUUGAGAUCCCCAUCAGAGAAGGCAGACAUAAAAGCCAGUAUACAAGAAUUGAACAGAAAGAUGAUAAUAAUAAUAAUGGGCUUGAAAAGGAAGAUAGAGACAAUGAAGAAGACUGUGAUUCUCCUUUGUCUCUUUCCCUGCCACCACCUCCAUCUCAUCCGCCACCGCCACCAUCACCACCACCGCCACCGCCACCACAACAACCACCACAACAACCACUACCACUACUAUCACUACCACUACUACUACUACCACCACCACUACAACCACCACUACAACCACUACAACCACCACUACAACCACUAAGACCACAUCCACAUGUUUCUCCAUGGGCUAACCAAGCUAGCCACAUGCCAGCAAACCCUUCAUAUGGUGCACAGUUUGAUUCUAGUGUAAGGACAGAAACAUUAUCCCUACAACAGGCACAGGCAGGACAAGCUGGACAUGGUCAUGACCUAGUUAUUGGGCACCAAUAUCAGCCUAUUAACAAUUCCCUCUUUCCUACUACUCCUACGCCUGAAAACAAUAACUCUCAGUUCACAUAUAGGAGUAACGAAACUCCACAACAUCCCACAUGUUUUAAUUCCCUUCUCGUGGAAAAAUAUGGUCCUUCUCCCCAGUCUACAGAUUUAAAUGGCCAGUUUUCUUAUAGGAGGCCCGAAAUGAAUUACGUUGGCCAUUCAAAUCAGGAAGACAAUUUGGGCUCUUCAAACAAUAAUGUCUUUCAACAUUAUGGAAGCAGCCUUCAACCAUUUAAUCAAGGUAAUUUUGUCACUCUGUCAAAAAUACAUUAA